AUGGGAGUGAAGUUGUCGCCUGCAGAUAGCCUUCACUCACCAUCAACUUCCAGCAUCAUGCUGAGAAACCAUCAUCAUCGUGAACGUGAAGAUUGUCCAUCAUCAUCAACCAGCGAUGACUUGAGAUACCUCUCUAAAGUAAUCCUCCCACCUCUGGGUGAUUCAACUGACUAUGCCCAGAACCAGGCUGAUUCCACCAGCAGAAUCAUCUCCCCAAUGGACUCCAGAUACAGGUGUUGGGAGACAUUAAUGGUGCUUUUAGUCUUUUACUCUGCGUGGGUAUACCCCUUCGAGGUGGCAUUCCUUAAUUACUCUCCAAGUAGAGGAUUAUGCAUCGCCGACAACAUCGUUGAUCUCUUCUUUGCAGUUGAUAUUGUCUUAACCUUCUUUGUUGCCUACAUUGAUCGCACUACUCAGCUCUUAGUCUGCGAACCCAGGAAGAUCGCCGUCAGGUAUUUGGCGUCGUGGUUUUGGAUGGAUGUGGCGUCGACGGUGCCGUUCGAGGCACUGGCCUUCCUCUUCACCGGCCAACGCCGGAUGGGUCUCUCCUUUUCUCUCCUCGGAAGUCUCCGAUUCUGGCGAAUCCGCCGGGUGAAACAGUUCUUCACAAGGCUGGAGAAGGAUAUCAGAUUCAGCUAUUUCUGGGUGAGAUGCGCCAGGCUGUUGUCUGUGACGCUGUUCCUGGUGCACUGCGCCGGGUGCCUCUACUACCUGCUGGCGGACAGGUAUCCGCACCAGGGGAAGACAUGGAUCGGGGCGGUGAUCCCCAAUUUCAGGGAGACGAGCCUGUGGAUUCGCUACAUCUCCGCCCUGUACUGGUCCAUUACCACAAUGACCACCGUCGGCUACGGCGACAUGCACGCCGUCAACGCUAUGGAGAUGAUCUUCAUAAUCUUCUACAUGCUCUUCAACCUCGGCCUCACCGCAUACUUGAUCGGCAACAUGACCAAUCUCGUCGUCGAAGGCACUCGCCGCACCAUGGAAUUCAGAAAUAGCAUUGAAUCUGCAUCAAGCUUUGUGAGCCGGAAUAGGCUGCCUCCGAGGUUGAGAGGGCAGAUACUAGCUUAUAUGUGCUUGAGAUUCAAGGCUGAGAGCUUGAACCAGCAGCAACUCAUUGAGCAGCUCCCCAGAACCAUUUGCAAUAGCAUCAGGCAACACUUGUUCUUGCCCACUGUUGAGAAGGUCUAUCUCUUCAAGGGUGUCUCCAGGGAAAUUCUCCUGCUCUUGGUCGCAGAUAUGAAGGCCGAGUACAUACCACCCAGAGAGGAUGUAAUCCUGCAAAAUGAGGCCCCAGAUGAUGUUUACAUCAUUGUAUCAGGGGAGGUGGAGAUGAUAGACUGCGAGAUGGAGAAAGAGAGAGCUGUUGGCGCUUUUCUGUCUGGGGACAUGUUUGGAGAAGUAGGAGCUCUCUGUAGCAGACCUCAAAGCUUUACCUAUCGAACCAAGACACUUUCCCAGCUCCUCCGCCUGAAAACCAGUGCCCUCUUGGAAGCAAUGCAAACCAAACAAGAUGACAAUGUCACCAUGUUCAAGAACUUCCUUCAGCAUCACAAAAAGCUCAAGGAUUUGAGAAUUGGAGACAUAUGGCUUGAAGCUGGGGAAGAAGACGGUGAUCCAAACAUGUCCAUCAACUUGCUGACUGUGGCUGGCACAGGCAAUGCCGCUUUCCUUGAUGAGCUUCUCAAGGCUAGAUUGGAUCCUGACAUUGGAGACUCCAAAGGACGGACUGCACUGCACAUUGCAGCAUCAAAAGGGCAUGAAGAUUGCGUACUAGUACUUCUUAAGCAUGCUUGUAAUGUUCACCUGCGAGACAUGGAUGGGAACACAGCAUUGUGGGAUGCUAUAUCCGCAAAGCACCAUUCCAUUUUUCGGAUACUGUUCCACUGUGCUGCGAUAUCUGAUCCUUACAUUGCCGGUGAUCUGCUGUGCACAGCGGCAAAGAGAAAUGACCUUACAGUGAUGAAGGAGCUCCUGAAACACGGGCUGCAUGUGGACGCAAAGGACCGCCAUGGCCAGAAAGCAAUCCAGAUUGCCAUGGCAGAAAACCAGGACGACAUGGUAAAGCUCCUAGUGAUGAAUGGUGCAGAUAUUGGCAGCACAGAUAAGUAUAGUUUUCCGGCAAUGCGUUUGAAUGAAAUGCUGCAAAAGAGAGAGGUGGGAUAUCAGAUAAUGGUGCCAGACUCAUCAUCCCCAACUGAACUGCUCUUGGGGAAGAAUGAUAGAGAGCAAGAGUCCAACCCAGGAAGAUCAAAAGGACUGUGUUGUUCCAGAGUCAGUAUAUACAGAGGCCACCCGGAGCUCAGAAUGGACAGAUGUUGCACAGAAGCUGGGAGGCUUGUUAGGUUGCCUAAUUCACUUGAGGAACUCAAAAGCAUUGCAGGUGAGAAGUUUGGAUUUGAUGCCACAAAUGCACUGGUUUUGGAUGAACAAGGAGCAGAAAUUGACUCCAUUGAAGUGAUUAGAGAUAAUGAUAAGCUUUAUAUAGUUGACCCAAAUAUCUGACUUGGUCAAAGGUGGUUGAAGAAAUGGACAAGGAUCAAGAGAUGAUGCUAAGCGAAUUGUGUACGUGUUUUGUGUGCAUUAUGCAACGCGUGGUACAAUUGAAAGUGUUUUCUAGCUUGUAAGACAAGUUUGAUUAUCAUAUAAAGUUAUCCCACAAAAUUAUGUGGUUCAGUAAUAUAAACAUAUUAAAUUAUGGGAAAA
This is a messenger RNA of Diospyros lotus (date-plum), 2703 nucleotides long. Its product is annotated as potassium channel AKT2/3. The coding region runs from base 1 to 2502 and encodes 833 amino acids. Gene Ontology annotation, biological process: transmembrane transport; potassium ion transport. Gene Ontology annotation, molecular function: protein binding; voltage-gated potassium channel activity. The transcript has 11 exons. The record is from RefSeq and is a predicted model, not a curated record. Lineage: Eukaryota; Viridiplantae; Streptophyta; Magnoliopsida; Ericales; Ebenaceae. Gene Ontology annotation, cellular component: membrane.